AUGGUGGGUGUUCCUGGUAGAUCCAAGGGAUGUAUCACAUGUCGAAAACGCAAGAAAGGAUGUGAUAAGAAAAUGCCCUUUUGCGGACAAUGCAUCGCUCUAAACAUCCCAUGCGGGGGCUACGAUAAGCAGUCUAUCUGGCUCAACAGCAAAGGGUCAGCACAAACAUCUUAUACCAAGUCGUCACAAAGUGACAGCCUCGACAUAAAACCCAUCUCAAAGCCACCCCCCAGAACACAAAAGUUCACUGGACUUUUCUGGGUGGAUUAUCUCUCAGGAGGGAAUGGUUUCUCACUCAAGGCUUCAGGUACAACGAGCUUUCAGCGAAUGCGACUCUACGAGGAUUUAAGCCGGGUAGAGCCCGCUCUUCAAUAUGUUGCGAUGGCACUGAGCACGGCUACUCUUGGGGCAAACAGCAACGAUAUGCAACUUACACGAAUGAGUCAACAGGCAUACGGUUUAGCGUUGCAGCAAAUGGCCAUUUCUUUAAAUGCGUUCAGACAAGACAAGGACGGCAUGCUCGCAGCCAUUCAGCUAAUGCGAGUUUACGAAGUAUGCCGCCCGAUCCUUCUAGCAGUUGCCGUACUAACAGAACGUCAGCAAUUAUUUGGCACAGUUUUCAUUGACGACCCGAGAAGACCGACAGCUCAAGGCUUCAAAAAACACAUCGAUGGCGAAACAGCACUCAUCUUAAGUCGUGGCCCCGAUGAUACCUGGUCUUCUAUGGGUCGCCAGCUGUUGGCUGAUGGAUGUCUUACUCUGAUCAAUGCCUGUAUUUCUAGAAGAACAAGAUCACCUUUCAGUCAACAUCAGUGGAAGCGAACACCGCUUUGGCGCUCAGUGACUAACUCGCCACUCAACAAGCUCAUUGACAUCUUGGUAGAGAUCCCAGGUCUUCUGGAAGACUUGGAUUUUCUUCGGCAAGCUUCUCAUUCGAUGAAAUCAGAGGAGCUGGCCGAUAGGCUCAACAAUGCAUGCCGUGAGUGUGAGUUUGGCCUCUUAGCUUGGGAGGUAGAAAUAGGCGAUAUUCUCAAUACUUACGACUACACUGUCGUGGGGAAAGUUCUACCUCGUCCCAACAAUGACGACGAUCUAGCUGUUAUUUACUUGAGUUGUUAUUAUUGGAUGACUUGUCUAAUGGUUUACUCAACACUGGGCUUCUGUGAACUUGAAGAAACAAAGACCAGUACAAAACGCGACCUUAUGGACUGUCCAAGCCAGAGAAUCGCCACAACUUACGCCUACCGCAUCGCACACGCAAUUCAUCUGCUAUUCCAGCCACCAGCUGGGGACUACAGCUCUGUGGCUGCCUUUUUCCCUCUUGGAAAUGCUAUACGGUAUCUUAUCAUGACGGAAACAUACGGUGGCCAGAGGACGAUGAGCAACGAAAGAUUAUUACUCACGAAAGUCUUUGCAGGACCAUUGCUAGGGAGUUUUGUUGGUCAGUUUUUGAAGAAUUUGCAGGCUGAUGAUGGUGUUGACUAUGGAUAUCCUGCAGAGAGGCUGGUGGGCAUGGUAGGUGUUGAGUUUAGAGCGAGGGUAUGGUGGUGUGGUAUGCAGAGAGCUGGGGUACCGGACAUGCCUGUGGAAGGAGCAUGUCUUUGA
Molecule: messenger RNA, 1605 nt
Organism: Fusarium graminearum PH-1
Lineage: Eukaryota; Fungi; Ascomycota; Sordariomycetes; Hypocreales; Nectriaceae
Exons: 4
Coding region: 1-1605 (534 amino acids)
Biological process (GO): regulation of DNA-templated transcription
Molecular function (GO): DNA-binding transcription factor activity, RNA polymerase II-specific; zinc ion binding
Source: RefSeq, a predicted model, not a curated record